GCGAGGAGUGGAGGUCGCCAAUGGCAACGGCCGCCCAGGAAGUGGGGGAUGGGAACCUCCAGUCAGGCCGCAGCGGUUAGCGCGUCCACCGACAGCAAAAAUGUGGAGCUCCUGGAGACAUAGAGUAUUGAGGUUCCUCCAGUUCUUGGCCUCCCUGGUAGCAUGGCCCUACUCCAGGAUCUACAGUAUGACGGUGAAGAAGAGAGUGGUACCACCGGUCAACAACCCCCUCCUCAUGAAGAAGGCUUCAGAACUGGCGGAGAUGAUAAGGGAACGCAAGAUAUCUUCGACAACUGUGGUACAGGCCUUCAUAGAGAGAAUCGAAGUCGUUAACCCCAUCAUCAACAGCGUUGUCCAGGACAGGUUCAACGACGCCCUGAAGGAGGCCAAAGAAGUGGACAAGAUGGUGGAGGCUAACCCAGAUCCCCAACACUGGGCCAAGAACAAACCGCUUCUUGGAGUGCCAAUGAGCUUCAAGGAGACAAUAGCCGUCAAGGGGAUGAGUAACAAUGGCGGUCGGCUUAGACCGAAAGAGUCGAUCGCUCCGGACGACUGCACGGCGGUGAAGAACUUGAGGGAAGCUGGAGUCAUACCGAUUGUGGUCACCAACACUCCAGAGCUCUGCUUCUUCUGGGAGACCUACAACUACGCCAAUGGUCUCACCAAGAACCCUUACGACACCCAGAAGACCGCAGGAGGAUCUUCGGGAGGAGAGGCAGCCUUGAUCAGCGCCGGUGGAUCACCAAUUGGACUGGGCUCCGAUAUCGCAGGUUCUGGAAGACUGCCCCCUAUGUACUGCGGGAUAUUCGGCCAUAAACCCACCUCCAGUGAGUAA
Nezara viridula (southern green stink bug) is the source of this 835-nucleotide messenger RNA. The record is from the annotation of a GenBank genome assembly. NCBI's taxonomy places the organism in Eukaryota, Metazoa, Arthropoda, Insecta, Hemiptera, Pentatomidae.